AUGCUCGCGUCACGACUACCCCAGAUUCCCCAUCCUCGCGCCCUCGGUCUCUCCAGCCUCAAGGCAUUCCGGGGCUGCCCCGCUCAUUCUAUACAGAACGGAGCACCAAUAACACUGACGAAAUGCAGAACCCUUCACGAACAUUCCAGUGGUCGACCGCCUUUGGCAUUUGUCUUUGAUAUCGAUGGGGUGCUGAUACGAGGUCCUAAGGUUAUUCCUGCCGCGAAGCGGGCCUUGGCUAUGCUGGAAGGAAACAAUGAGUGGGGAAUAAAGAUACCGUAUAUUCUGCUUACGAAUGGGGGAGGUGUCGGAGAGGAAUACCGGUGUCAUAGGUUGACGAAGCAACUUGGCUUCGAGAUUCGCCCAUCCCAGUAUAUCCAAGCACACACCAUCCUAAAGACCUUUGCUCCAAAGUUCGCCGAUGAGCAUGUUCUUGUCCUCGGUGGCAAGCUUGAUCGGGUACGGGAGGUCGCGGAGGGAUACGGUUUCAAGAACGUGUACACUACGCUGGACGUACACGCAUGGAACCCUUCCGUUUGGCCAUUCCAUGAGUUGACAUCAGACGAACGUCAUUCUGCCAAGCUAGUCGACUUCUCCCAAACACCUAUCAGUGCCGCUUUGGUGUUCCAUGACCCCCGGAACUGGUCACUGGACAUACAGAUUCUAUGCGAUAUCAUUCUCUCAGGUGGUAUAAUUGGAGGUCCAUAUCGAGCGGCUGAGAAACCCAUAGAACUGAUUUUCUGCAAUCCCGAUUUAUUAUGGCGAUCCGACUUCAGCCGUCCUCGCUUAGGACAGGGUGCCUUCAAGGAGGCAUUCCAGGCCGUCUACAAGGCGUUGACAGGAUCGGAAUAUCCCUACAUUCAGUACGGCAAACCCACUGAAGCGACAUAUCGCUUUGCAGAGAAGGUGCUAAAAGCUCACAUGGGACAACUGGGCUGGAAAGGGAAACUGCCACCGGUUGGACACACGAUAGAUAACCCAGAGUCUGACAUAGCUGGAGCGAAUGCUGCGGGAUGGCCUUCGGUUCUGGUGCACACGGGGGUGUACGAGCCCAGUCAGGGCCCUCCCUCGCAACGCCCGACAUAUGAGGCCGACGAUGUCGAAGCGGGUGUGAGAUGGGCAAUCGAGAGAGAGAUGGGGGAUUUGAAAGCAAGGGCUGCAGCGGACCUUGGCAAUUAA
Messenger RNA from Pleurotus ostreatus (oyster mushroom), 1179 nucleotides. RefSeq lists its product as uncharacterized. Gene Ontology annotation, cellular component: mitochondrion. Gene Ontology annotation, biological process: glycerophospholipid biosynthetic process. The transcript is spliced from 12 exons. The record is from RefSeq and is a predicted model, not a curated record. Lineage: Eukaryota; Fungi; Basidiomycota; Agaricomycetes; Agaricales; Pleurotaceae. The coding region runs from base 1 to 1179 and encodes 392 amino acids.